AUGGCGCACGCGCGCGACGACGACGCCGCCGACGCCCUCGACGCGCUCGCGGACGCGGCGCGGACGAUCGCGCGCGAUGUGAAAUCCGCCGACGCGUUGGUGGCGUACGGCGACGCGCACGGAAGCGCGUUGACGACGAGCGAUGGGAAUUUGCUCGGAAAGCUCUUCGACGCCUUCGCGGCGAGCGACGGCGAUGGGUGGCGCGAGACGCGCGGUCGGGGGGGGGCGCGGGUGUUUCUACGCGCGAGCGCGGACGCGUCGACGUCGCGGGCGCAUCAGGUGCUGGGGACGUGCGAGACGCGGGCGACGGCGGAUGAGGUGUUUGCGUUUUUUAGCGACGCGAGCGCGUUCGACGCCCGGUUCAGGGCGUUGGAUGAGAUGUUUAAGGGUGGUGAUGUGUUGUCGUAUAGGUUGUAUGAUGAUAUGUUGCGGAGUGAGGGGGGGGGGGGUGGAGAGGGGAUGGAGGGACGCGCGCGCGCGACGCGGGCGAGACGGUUUCCGGGAUUCGGGCGCGGGGACGGACCGCCCAAGUUUGGGGAGUUGUUCGAUCGAUUGGAGCGCUCGGGCAGGGGUGGACGGGAAUCUGCGGACGGUGGGGAUCGUACGGUGAGGAUGUCGUCGCGAAAACCGGCGAUGGAGACGUUGGAGACGGUGCCGCGGACGCGCGCGGAGGCGCCGGACGCGAACAAUCCGCUCGGGUGUCGACCGGGACACGCGAUUCUACGAGGGGCGUUCAGGCUGCCGUCCAUCAUACGCGAUCGUGAUUUCGUUUGGGAACAACUGACGAUGAAACUCCCGAACGGGGCGGUCGUCGUCGCGGCGCAGUCGGUGGAAAACGGCGUCAUCAACGCCGUGGCGCCGCCGUUGGAAGGACACGUGCGAGGAAAGAUUAUAGUCUCGGGAUACUACGCUGCGCCAAAUCCGGCGACCGGAGGGUCCACGCUGUACUACGUCGUCCAGGCUGAUCCGAAGGGACACCUACCGAUGUGGGUGGUGAACGCGGUGGCGCCGAAUCAGGCGGAAAAUGUCGCUCGAUUAAGAAAUGUUUUGGACGCGCCGAAAAAGUAA
Messenger RNA from Ostreococcus tauri, 1068 nucleotides. RefSeq names its product START-like domain. The transcript has a single exon. Lineage: Eukaryota; Viridiplantae; Chlorophyta; Mamiellophyceae; Mamiellales; Bathycoccaceae. The record is from RefSeq and is a predicted model, not a curated record. The coding region runs from base 1 to 1068 and encodes 355 amino acids. Gene Ontology annotation, molecular function: lipid binding.